Molecule: messenger RNA, 1169 nt
Organism: Coffea eugenioides
Lineage: Eukaryota; Viridiplantae; Streptophyta; Magnoliopsida; Gentianales; Rubiaceae
Product: nudix hydrolase 16, mitochondrial
Exons: 4
Coding region: 358-894 (178 amino acids)
Cellular component (GO): nucleus; cytoplasm
Molecular function (GO): pyrophosphatase activity
Source: RefSeq, a predicted model, not a curated record
UCGCCACCCCCCAAUGCUCCGAUCUACGCGCUGCCUCUAAAACUCUCUCUCCUCACAAACAAAACAACAAACAGCUAAGAUGCAAUCUUCACAACUUUGGAAGAAGAGGUUGAGUUUCAACAACAAUGAGAAGAAUAAUGCAAACCCAGAACCAUCAUUAAUUGUUAGGACUUGAGACUUGAAAUUUCUCCUGACAAUUUAAUCCUUGAAGGAGGUCCUUUUUGUAUGUUAGGAAAGGAGAAGCUAAUGAAACGCAAUAUGAAUGACAUUGACAAAGAAAUGUUCUUGUGAUAUUCGGACAUAGGAAUAUAUUCAGAUUCUUUUUUUUUUCAUAGAUUUAUUUUAUAUAAGUAAUAAAUGUCAGAAUUGGUGGCUCGGACUGGUCGGCAUCAGCAGCGGUAUGAGGAUGGUUAUCGCCUCAUAGCCGGGUGUAUUCCUUUCAAGUAUAGAGACUCAGGAGAAAAUGGCGAUGAUACACCAGAGAGAAUUCUUGAAGUUUUAAUGAUCAAUUCAGCUAGUGGACCAGGUCUCCUAUUCCCAAAGGGUGGGUGGGAAAAAGAUGAAACAGUUGAGGAGGCAGCAGUGCGUGAGGCUGUAGAAGAAGCUGGAGUUCGUGGGGAUUUGUUACAAUCCAUAGGUGAGUACAAGUUUAAGAGCAAAACACUGCAAGAUGAGUUUAGUCCGGAAGGUUUGUGUAAAGCUACCAUGUUCCCCUUACUUGUAACGGAGGAGCUUGAAUCAUGGCCAGAACAGAGUGUUCGACAACGGAGUUGGCUGACUAUUCCUGAGGCUAUUCAGCGCUGUCGGCACGGCUGGAUGCGUGAGGCCCUGGAGAAGGGCUUCUCAAAGUGGUACGCUGAUGGUAUGAUUAGCACGAGGAAGGAGGAUGACUAACUAUUUCUUUUCAUGAUUCAACCUCAUCUAUUUAGGAUUCACUAGGAUCUUUAACAACAAUGGUGCCAUCUCUGGCUGAUCUUGGUGCCUUGUUGGGGACUAGAAGGCCAGAGAUGAUGCCAUUAGUUUAACUUUGUUUUAGAAUGUUGAAUCAGUUUUCUUAUUUUAUUGGUUCUUCGGCUGUUCUUACAAAACUGAAAUCGUUGACAUGCAAAAGAAAAGAAAAAUUCCAGAAGGGGGAAGAAAAAUGAAACUUGUCUCCUCUGAUUGAUUUU